Lycium ferocissimum is the source of this 1799-nucleotide messenger RNA. RefSeq lists its product as uncharacterized. Gene Ontology annotation, molecular function: methyltransferase activity. NCBI's taxonomy places the organism in Eukaryota, Viridiplantae, Streptophyta, Magnoliopsida, Solanales, Solanaceae. The transcript is spliced from 10 exons. The record is from RefSeq and is a predicted model, not a curated record. Bases 187 to 1311 code for a protein of 374 amino acids.
UGGUAACGGAGUCAAUGUGGAAACAAAAGAGAGACAUUUUAUCGCAGACGUAACACUUGUAUUCGAAUUGCAGGUCAGAUUUUAAGUUCUAAUAGUAGAAAAGAAACCCCCAAAAUUUCAACUAAUAAGAUAUCAACAGUAUUACACUGCAAGAGGGCUCACCUUUCUUGAAGAGAAGAAUCAAGAAUGCUAAUACGGCGUUAUAAUCCCAUGAUGUCUAUGUUACCUUCCUCUUCCUCCAUCGUUACCCCAUUUCCCAGACAGUUUUUGAGAUGCCCUCUUCCAAUAUUCACUCAAUCUUUCAAACCCCACUUAAUAAUACCUUCACUCCUUUGUACUGUCCCUAGAGAUUUCACCCUUUCAUUCUAUUCUUCUAACACUGCUCAAACCUCCAAUAUUGACACCCCUGAUGAACUGCACCAUCAGCUAUCAAAUCCUAAACAAGGCCCUUUGAAACCAGGUUUAUAUCUAGUAGGAACCCCAAUUGGCAAUCUUGAAGAUAUUACUCUCAGGGCUUUGCGAGUCUUGAAAUCAGCAGAUGUGAUUCUUUCGGAAGAUACAAGGCAUUCCGGGAAAUUGCUACACUAUUACAACAUUAAAACUCCUCUUCUUAGUUAUCACAAGUUUAAUGAGUCUCAAAGAGCUCAAAUGGUGCUGAGGAAACUACAAGAUGGUGAAAUUGUUGCCCUGAUUAGUGAUGCUGGCACACCUGGCAUUAGUGAUCCUGGAAUGGAACUGGCUAAGCUGUGCGCGGAGAAAAAUAUACUUGUUGUUCCCAUUCCCGGGCCUUCUGCUGUGGUAACUGCUCUUUCGGCCUCUGGCUUACCUACUCAUGAGUUCUCAUUUGUUGGUUUUCUUCCAAAGCAUAAUACUUCGAGGAGAGAGAGGCUGAUACUUUCAGCAAAUGAAUCAGCCACACAAAUUUUCUUCAUUCCACCUCACAAGCUUUCUCAAUUUCUUGAAGAGGCUGCUGCUAUAUUUGGUGAGAGUAGGCAGUGUGUCAUGGCUCGGGAGAUGACCAAAGUUCAUGAGGAGUUCUGGCGUGGCACUAUCGGCGAAGCAAAAGAGGCAUACUUGGCACACCAACCGAAGGGUGAAAUUACUUUCUUGAUUGAAGGCAAAUCGAUCAGUAUAGAUGAGAGUCCAUCAGAGUCCCAGCUGGAGAAUGAGUUGAGAGAGCUGAUUUCGGAGGGACAUUCUCUUUCUAUGGCCGUCAAGUUGGUAGCAAGUGGAAAGUUGCUGAAACGAAAAGCAAUAUAUUCUCUUGCAUUGAGGAAAUUCGGAGGGCAAGUAGAAUCAGAGGAUGAAUAGACUAACUCUAUCCUUUUGAUAUUGUCUCCAACUGCUUUGAUUAGGAAAGGAGUUUUCUGCUAUCUUCCCCGUAUGAUAGCUGAGUGCAAGUUAAGGCAAAGGAAGUGCAGCAUACUAUAGUAUGUGUUUGACUGAACUCUUGUUAGAGAGAAAGGUUAUUUUAUACUAAUGUGGAUACCAUGGAGCUUCAAACUUUUUUUGUUAUAGGAAAAUGACAUCAAAUUUGGUAAGACAGCAACAUGGUCCUAAUAGUAGCAAGCAAUUGUUUGUUAAGCAGUCCAUAGUCUUAGUCACAGAUAUCACAUCUGAUUUAGCCUUUUCUUUUUUAUUCUUACUCUAUUGUACCUGGAGAUGCAACUUUGUAUCUGUCAACAUUAUUUGAUUAGUUUUUUCUACAAAUUCGUGUGCAUUUGAUGCACCCCAGUAGUUUUAUGUUAGUCUUAGUCAUUUGGGUAUUGAAUUAUUAGUGAACAGUCAGUUUUAACUCA